Messenger RNA from Puntigrus tetrazona (Sumatra barb), 2733 nucleotides. It is a transcript of the gene tuft1b, whose product is annotated as tuftelin 1b. Gene Ontology annotation, cellular component: intracellular anatomical structure. The transcript is spliced from 10 exons. Lineage: Eukaryota; Metazoa; Chordata; Actinopteri; Cypriniformes; Cyprinidae. The coding region runs from base 1539 to 2393 and encodes 284 amino acids. Gene Ontology annotation, biological process: intracellular signal transduction. The record is from RefSeq and is a predicted model, not a curated record.
UUAAAUAACUGUUGAAAAAGAUAACAUUAGUAGCUCUAUAAAUGACUUCACUGUUAAUUUUAAUGGAAUGUAGUCAGUAAUAUGUUGUACAUAGUAUAGUAUAAAUCACAUCCACAGCAGCAUUACAGCAUUUCAAUUAAAAGCUAGUCAUUGUAUCGGUCGUGACUUUUAUUAACCUGGUCAGCACAUAAUUAAGUUGACCUGUAGUGUGUUAUUAUUACAUUCGUGCUGUGUGUUUAACGUUUGUGGUAUUUCCCACACAGCAGUGACCCAGACGGUGAUGACACGUUGGCGUAAGCGUUACACUUAAACGAUAAUCCCUAAAAAGGUGUUCUUAUCUCUUGGAUCAUAAGUUUCACAGAGGCAGCUCAUACUAACCCGCUAAAGCCACACGCAGCCGCUACACCUUCUUUCAUAAUUGACAGCCAUACAAGGCUCGCCAUCUGUUUACACAGACGCUCUCCGGCGCGCCUCCACCCUUCAGUGGUAUCUGGUGUAGCUGGAAGUGGAGUGAAUCAGCAGUCUUCGCCAGUGAUCUCACUUUUAUUCAGUAUCUCUUUCUGCUGUCUGUGGUCACAUCCCAGAGGAUCAAACCCCAUUCUUCUCUUGUUCUCCUGCUUGGACUUGUUGACUCGGUUAGAUGUAAUCACUUCCUCUCGACUGUAGCUGCAGAACGGAUGUUCUUUUGAAGUUAAACACAUUCAUAAACCAUUGUUUGCGAUCGUAUAUGCCGUCAUGACUCAUAAAUCGUUUUGAAAGGGAGACGGUUUUCAAAAAUAACGACUGUUUCCAUACAGGUUUCCCAAACAAUCGCCAAUGGUUGGAAAACGGAUAGCCUCGGCCAAAAACUUGCGUCAUUGGUGGAGACAUUGUCAGUGUUUAGGGCUAGUUGUGAUGCACAGACCAAAAACCUUUGAAUGUUUUCAGUAGCGUCACAGCGUUUAUGCUCUUUCUGGGAAAAUCAAGACACUAACACCGUACUCAUACUUGUCUGCGUAUUAAGCUAUCAAAAAACUAUUUAACACGGAAAAGAUUACAUCACCUUUAAAUCGCCAGAUUAAGUACUCAAUUAUGUAAUAUGAUGUUUUUCCCUCAUUCUUUUUGUUUGAGCCUUCACUUCUCCAUCUUUCAUUUUCAGUGUCUCAUAGCCUUAAAGUGGGAUUUUUGGCUGCCAUAGAAAUAAAGGUGUACAUAUGAUCAUUACAUGGGACUGUUUGCUGUGGAGAUUACAUAAAUAUAAUUAGACUUUUAUUUUGUGCUGUCAAAAUAGAGUGUAUUUUGGAAACUUGUCUCCCUCCUAAUCUAAUUUUCUCUAAUUAUCUGUUCUUUACACCCUUGUGAUCUUAGGUCACAUUCUUUUCUUUAUUUUCUUCCUCGUAGAAAUAUUGCAGCAGUCAGUGUACAACUACAGAAUCGGAUGCUGAGACGUUGUAGAAAAUCUUCCAGCAGCCUCUGUAAGUGAAGUACCAAAUCCUCACCGGACGCACUAACACAGCAGAGGAUCAACUGUAAAAGAGACAAAGCAGAACCGUGUCAAAAUGUUGACUGAUGAGGUUGCGCAGGUGCAAGAGGUGAGAUACUGUCUGAAGACUUUGAGAGAGCAAAUGGCAGCCAGGCAAAAUAACAACAACAAGAUUCCGUCCAAUGGCUUUAAAGUUGACGUACUUGUCAGCAAAGGCAAUGGCUCCAAUGGAUUUGUGAACGGCUCUCACUCUAAACAUCCGGAGGAUGAUGAAAACACUUUAGCCUUGAGAGAAGUCACUAAACAUCUGUACACUCGUCUGCAAGAGAUGGAAAGGAGACACCAAGAGGAGAAAGAGAGACUGCAGGCGGAAAACGCUGAAUAUCAGCGGCGGUUUCUAGAGGAGCAUAACUCUCGUGUGCACCAGGCAGAUGAACAGGGCCAAAAAGCGGAAGAGAUGCAGAAGCUCAUGCGUGGAUUGGAGCUGGAAAAUAGCACACUUCGAGAAAAGCUGGCCGCUAACGAGGCUGACCUUGAGAAACUGCGAAGACUGAAGAAUACGGAGAGUGAGGACAGGUCUGAACAGCUGAAAAAGGAGCUGGCAACCCUGAAGGAUAAGAACCACAACUUAGAUGACAUGGUCAAAAGUCAACAAAGGAAAGUCAGGAACAUGAUCGAACAGGUGCAAAAUUCACGAACCAUAAUGGAGCAAAGAGACCGGCUGAUCGGCGACCUUAAAGAGAGGGUGGCUUUCCUCGAAGCUGAGAACAGAGAGUUUCAUGACCGGAUGGAGUUUUAUUUGGGCAACCAAACGUCCAAACCAUAUAACUCGGACACAGGGUCCAAAGUUGUCUACAGCAAACCUCUGACGCCGACAAGCCCUGGAAACAAGUCUAUGCCAUUCAUUAAAGUGGUUGAGAUCAAGUCCUGAACGACAGAAGAAGACAACUGAGGGGAGAGAGAAGUAACAAGCAUUCCUUCUCUCUAAGCAUUUGCGCAACAAAGCCCUGUUUAGCACAUGAGUAGCUAUAGAGGUUUUUCUUAUAUAUAUAUAUAUAUAUAUAUAUAUAUAUACAGUUCUUUGUAUAUAGGAAUAUAAUUUAAAUGUCACAUGUAUGUUAGACUUGCAGAUCAUACACUACCUUUUUAUGCCUUAAGCAGCUUUAUUUAUGAUCUGCUAGUAGAUGUAAGUGGUGAUAUUCUUAUUUCCUACAGUUCUGUCAGUAUAUUUGUUUUGGCAUGUAUAUAAUAGCUAUUGUAUAAUUAUUGUU